GAGGGGACGCCGGCCGGGUCCCCGAGCCCAGGCGAGUCCCCGCAGCCUCGGGCCUGGCGGGGACGGCAGGUGGCUCGGUGCCGGUACCGGUGCGUGGGGCGCGGCCGUGCCGGUGCGUGGGGCGGGGCCGUGCGGUGCCGGUACGCGGGGCCGUGCCGGUGCGUGGGGCGGGGCCGUGCGGUGCCGGUACGCGGGGCGGGGCCGUGCCGUAGCCGGUGCGUGGGGCGGUGCGGCCCCAUGAGACGGUGAGGCGGCGGCGGCGGCGCGGGAUGGCGGCGGGCGGCGGCGGGCGGCCGCCGGGCCCCGACUCCUCGCUGGAGCCCUACGUGCAGACCCGCAUCUUUAAGAUCAUCGUGAUCGGAGACUCUAACGUGGGCAAGACGUGCCUGACCUUCCGCUUCUGCGGGGGCACCUUCCCCGACAAGACCGAGGCCACCAUCGGCGUGGACUUUCGCGAGAAGACGGUGGAGAUCGAAGGGGAGCGCAUCAAGGUGCAAGUGUGGGACACGGCUGGCCAGGAGAGGUUUCGGAAGAGCAUGGUAGAGCAUUACUACCGCAACGUGCAUGCCGUCGUCUUUGUUUACGACGUCACAAAGAUGACCUCCUUCACCAACCUCAAGACGUGGAUCGAGGAGUGCAACGGGCACGCAGUGCCCCCCCUCGUCCCCAGGGUGCUCGUGGGGAACAAGUGUGACUUGAAAGACCUGAUCCAAGUGCCAUCCAGCAUGGCUCUGAAGUUCGCCGACGCUCACAACAUGCUUUUGUUUGAGACCUCGGCCAAGGACCCUAAGGAGAGCCAGAACGUGGACGCCAUUUUCAUGUGCCUGGCCUGCCGGCUGAAGGCGCAGCGGUCGCUUCUCUGCCGGGACCUGGAGGGGCGGCCGGGCCAGGCUCGCAGGCUGGAGCCAACACACGAUGCCAACGGUAAAAACUCCUGCCCGUGCUGAGCACGGCUCCCGCCGCCAUCUGUCACGGUCACCCCAAUAAAGUCUCUGCGGCUCCA
Aquila chrysaetos chrysaetos is the source of this 1003-nucleotide messenger RNA. RefSeq names its product RAB33A, member RAS oncogene family (gene RAB33A). NCBI's taxonomy places the organism in Eukaryota, Metazoa, Chordata, Aves, Accipitriformes, Accipitridae. The transcript has 2 exons. The record is from RefSeq and is a predicted model, not a curated record. Gene Ontology annotation, biological process: Rab protein signal transduction. Gene Ontology annotation, cellular component: Golgi apparatus; endosome. Bases 270 to 947 code for a protein of 225 amino acids. Gene Ontology annotation, molecular function: GTPase activity; GTP binding.